Molecule: messenger RNA, 1554 nt
Organism: Contarinia nasturtii (swede midge)
Lineage: Eukaryota; Metazoa; Arthropoda; Insecta; Diptera; Cecidomyiidae
Exons: 6
Coding region: 26-1198 (390 amino acids)
Source: RefSeq, a predicted model, not a curated record
UAGCUGUAACAAUUUAUGAUUCAAAAUGAAAUUUUUGAGAGAAGUAAAUAUACUUAAAUUACCAAAUAUAUCGGUGGGCUUUAUUUGCGGUUUAUUUGAAAGUAUUGUGAGAUUAGGAAUCCUUGUUUUCUUAUUCAGAUGUUUGACAUUUGAAAAUGAUUCGGUUUGUGAAAUGAUUGGAAAUAUAUGGUUUGUAUUAAACCUUAUUGCAGUAACCAUGGUGCCAUUUAAGUCGAAAAUGUUGUCCUUUAUUACCAUGUCAAUAAUUUGGGCAGCAUCAAUUACACUCUCUAUAACAGUGUUGGUGUUAUCAUUGCCGAAAUGUUCGAGCUUGCAUCGAUUUAUAUCAGACUUAAUAAUCAUUAUUCCAGUCAUCAUACAUACAACUUUCCAGGCGAUAAAUCAUAUUUUGUUGAUUUAUAAGAUAAUUCAUGGAGGUAGUCACAAUCAGUUCAACAAAUCUCUCAAACUAAUGUAUUCACAUUCAUGUAUAUGUCCAAUGUUAUCGGCUUUUAUUUAUAUCUUCUUAUGGCAUGACCCUAUAUUCAAUCAAGUAAUCCUAGAAGAAUUCAGUCUAAAUAUUUUAUUUGGCAUGUCUAUCAUUUGGUUGAUUUUAUUGUGUAUUAUUGUCUCAUGCUAUUGUGGUUCGUGUUUUUCGCCAAUCUCGUUAUUUUUAAUGAAAUUCAAACACUCGGCAAAAUGUGGAUGUAUUGAUAUUAAACAACAACAGCCAAAAGUCCAUAUUAUUUUAAUAAUGAAUAUUUAUACCGUUCCGGUCAUUAUUUCACUGGAAAAGUUUCCCGAACAUUUCAUCAUUUUAAUUUUGAUGUACAAUUUAUCUUUCGCGCAGGAAAGGUUUUUGAGCAUACAAACUCAACCAUACAAAUUAAAAGAGAAGACAGUAGAACAGAAUUCUCUCGAUCCCAAAAAUUGUAGUUGCGUCAAGGAGAAAUUAGACGCUUUCAUUGAGAGACAAAAAUAUACAUUAUAUAUACUUAUGAUUUCUACGGUUUUUCUGUCUCUUAUUAUUGAGAUAGAAUAUUGGGAGUUAUACGAAAUGAAAAAACAUGCAGAAGUAAUAUUAAACAUUGCGUGUGCAUCAGUAAUCCUGUCGUGUUCUAUUCAGAUGUGGCGACACAAAAAGUUCGCAGGGGAUAUUUUUAUUAUUAUAUUUUUUGCCUGGCUCAUUGUAAUUUGAAUGCUAGAAUGAUUCUAUCGAAGAUAUCAAAAAACAUUUUUAGCAAUAAAAUAGACAGUAACAUAAGUUUAAAGAAAAUUGGAGUAAAAAAAUAAAUGAAAGAAUAGUUUUAACAAACAACUACAACUCGAUUUACGUAAAUACUAAUAUCAAUUGAUUUAUUUCACUCUUUGAAAUAGAUUGAUACGGUUUGGAGUUGGAUUAUCGCACCCUUUUAAAAGCAUCCAAAUAUGUAUAUAUUUUGUAAAACGCCUCUUGCUUGAUUGAUAAGUUUAAUAACCGAAGUGUAUUUUUUCUACAUUUUAUUGAUAUAAAUCGAAAUAAAAAUACAAAAAAUUCAUUGUAAUUCGAAAAUA